Molecule: messenger RNA, 852 nt
Organism: Ipomoea triloba (trilobed morning glory)
Lineage: Eukaryota; Viridiplantae; Streptophyta; Magnoliopsida; Solanales; Convolvulaceae
Product: berberine bridge enzyme-like 18
Molecular function (GO): FAD binding
Source: RefSeq, a predicted model, not a curated record
CAAGAUUUUGUGCACUGUCUUUCCAGCAAGCUCAGAAAUAAUGCCACCUCUCAGGUACUCUACACUCCCAGCAGCCCAUCAUUCUUGCCCAUCCUGAAUAUGUCCGCCCAGAAUUCCAGGUUCACCGGGCCCGGAACCCCCAAACCUGUAGUCAUCAUCACACCUUUACGGGAAUCUCACGUCCGAGCUGCACUCAUUUGCUCCCGAAAGUAUAACAUCCAGCUGAGGACCCGAAGCGGCGGCCACGAUUACGAGGGCCUUUCCUUUGUUUCCAGCCUCCCCUUUGCCAUUCUGGACUUCAAAUUCCGGUCGAUCAAGGUUAACGUUGGGGAGAAGUCGGCGUGGGUCCAAACCGGAGCCACGCUAGGUGAACUCUAUUAUAGCAUUGCUAAUAAGAGCGACACUUUAGCUUUUCCGGCGGGUAUUUGUCCCACGGUGGGCACGGGUGGCCACAUCAGCGGCCGCGGGUACGGGAUGUUGUUGCGAAAAUAUGGGUUGGCGACGGACCACGUGAUUGACGCUCGAAUCAUGGAUGUUAAUGGGAGAAUCCUGGACCGGAAAUCCAUGGGGGAGGAUCUCUUCUGGGCUGGCGGCGGCGGCGCUAGCUUCGGCAUCAUACUCGCCUGGAAACUGGAACUGGUUCCCGUGCCUGAAAUCGUCACGGUAUUCAACAUUUCUAAAACCCUGGAACAAAACUUAACAAACCUAUUGUAUAAAUGGCAGUUUUUCGCCAACAAGGCCGAAAGAAACCUCUACCUCAGAGUCGUCCUACAAAACACCAACACUACUGGGGAGAGAACAGUAGAGGGUUUAAAGGAUUUCCAGAAUUGGGCGUCACCAAAUCCGACUUAA